This is a messenger RNA of Diatraea saccharalis (sugarcane borer), 3936 nucleotides long. Lineage: Eukaryota; Metazoa; Arthropoda; Insecta; Lepidoptera; Crambidae. The record is from the annotation of a GenBank genome assembly.
AGUCUCUUUUGAGCGCGCGACGCUUCGACAUACUUUGUCCCACAGAAAAUGGGUUUCCGAAUCAUAUCGUUUUCACGAAACGCUUUAAUGCAAGAAUAAAUUAAUAGCUUUAUUACCUACUUUUAAAGAAAAAAUAUGUUAUGUGCUCAUUUUUUAUAACACACGUUUCUUUACAAAUUACACUUGUGAUUUUUUUAUUCUUCUAUGAGGUGCAAAUUAAAUAAUGAUACUGGCCGAUGUGCGCGAGUAUAGCUGAAACGCCGACGUCGCUUGCAAGGGGCGUCCCUACUUACAAAAAAUGCGCUGGAUAUUUCCUGUCCCAGUUUCAGUACUCCUCAUGUCGUGGUUUGGAGUGGAACAAGUAAAAGCGAAUUCCUGCAUCAGAACCGCUCGCACAAUAUAUUGCUACGAGUGUGACAGUUGGACGGAUGUACGCUGUAAAGACCCGUUCAACUACACAGCAUUGCCGCGCGACCAGCCGCCAUUGCAGACUUGCAACGGCUGUUGCGUCAAAAUGGUCCGGUACUCCAAGAGCCCGUACGAGGUCGUCAGACGUACGUGCACAUCGCAGCUCCAAAUCAAUUUGUUUAUGGUCGACCACGUUUGCAUGAUGGAAAGUACUGGCACGGGCCACAUGUGUUUCUGUGAGGAGGACAUGUGUAACGGAGCGGGGGCGCUCACCUCGACGCUGCUUCUCACACUGACGCUAGCAUGUGCAUGCCUGAGGUGAAGUAGAUUAGAUUACAAUCACCGUCAAAUAAAAAAAGCUCUGUUUCACAGCGGAGGGGAUGGAUCUGCGCACGCGUCUUAGUACCAGUGUUGUUGCGAUAGCUAUAGAUUCGUUAUCGAUAGUUGACCUUGAAAAGAGUCGCACUGCCGCUAGAACUAUCGAAACUAAUCAGUACGUUAGUAUCGAGCGAGAAAUAAGUAAAUAUUUGUUGUAUCGAUAUGCUAUGGAUAUUUAGCCGUGUAUUACUUAUUUUUGACACUCAAUAUUAUUUAUAAUAUUGUCAAGGGUGAUAUUUUUGAUAGGACAAUCGAUAGUUCGACUGAUUUCCGAAACAAUACUAUUGAUAGACUAUUACUAUCGCAACAACACUGCUUAGUACAAGUUAAGACGUCUAUACUUAAUUCUACUACGUAAGAUAUUAAGUGUGAUAUUAAGAUUGUCACAUAAACUCUUGACGAGGUAUAUAUCAGGUAUAGACUACGCUUCUAUGCGCACUUCCAUUGAAUGUGAAAAGAUUAGUGCUCUUUUUAUCUGACGGUAAUUAAGUGAUUCGGUCGACCGAUCAGCCGCCUUAUUCGCAAACGAUGGGUAAUUCGAUAAAAACUUACAAGAUAAUCGUUUAACACACGGUUAUACUCGUACGCUGUUUAUGCUCUAUGAUUGACUGUCACCAAUCAAACGAUAGAUGUAAAUAUUAAUUCAAAGUGAAAUUACCGUUCGUUUUUGAACAAUUCGGUUGGAUUUCGUUCAGUGCAAUAGGCGAUGUGAUUCUUCCAUUGUAUUUCUCUUGCUGAUGUCAAAGCUAAGUAAUAAAGUAACCAAAUUUAAGUAUGAUUUUAAACUGGUUAAUAUUAUUAUUAAAAUAUUACAAACAGCAUUACCGAAUAAUUACCGUUUUUAUGAAAGCAGUCAUUGGAAAUGGAGGGAAACGUCGCUUACUAAUAGCCUAAUAAAAAAACUAAUCAGUUUGUGAAACGAAAUGAUUAAAAUGUAAAAGUCAAGUGAAGUUAUGUUUAUACCUGAUCAACAGUUCAGUGUUUCUUUAACAUUAAACUAAAAGGAAAUAUUCUUUAAAAAGAUUUCCAUGUGUCGAUAAAAUUAAUAUCGAUAAUUAUGUUUAUCACUAAAUCAGAAACAAAUAUUUUUAGAUGACAGUUAUACUCAUAACUUUACAGUGACGUUUCAUAUUUUCUUAAAAAAUAAACUUUCAUAAGCAAAAGUAGGAAUAUUAUUUGCUCACAAUUUCCUUUAAAUCAAUCAAUUUGAAUAUGGCUUAUACUAUAAUCAGUGAAAUUGGUUGUUCUUACAAAUAAUUGGCCUGUUAAAUUAGAGCUAUGUUUCCUAGGAAUGCUUAUUGAAAAUUAUAUAAUAUAUAUCUAGGAUUAUUUCUGGCGUGGCAACAUAAACUUGAAAGUAAAUUUAUCAAUAUAUAAAUCAUGUAACAUAUAUAUGCUACAUUUUUUUACCUUACAUGCAAUAAAAUGAGCUUUAAAUUUCACAAUUCAGAUGUUGCGCCAAAAUAAUAUUCAUUAGUGCACGAAAACAAAGUUAAUCGAUCGACUGAUUCAAAGAAGUAAGACCCUAGUAAAUACUUAUUUAUAAUCUUCGUCCAAUAGUAGCCGUAGAUUAGUUACAUAAUUUAAAAUGUGCUUAGUUUUUACACAGCCGACUUCCACUGCAUAAUCUUAGCAAUAAAUUUCAUUGGUUUUAAUAAACAUUAAUGACGUUCUGCAAAAAUUAAGCACAAUUUUUUCAUUCGAGUCAGUUCUCACUUUCAGCAUUUUGCUCUUGAUUAUUUCCUAAUUAAGAAUACCAUUUCAAACUAGCAUUUUGGUAAUGCGAAAAAUGAAAAAUUCCAACAUUUAAAUACCUAAUCUAGCAUGUAAAUAACGCUCAGUCACAUAGUGAUGCGAAACACACGUUUACUGAAUCGAUAAAUCAAAUGAAUAAUAUUUUACAAUUUCUCUCCGCGAUGCUUUACUGAUUGGUCCAAAUUUAGACCAAGAUGGAUUUGCUCAUAGAUGCACUUUAAAAUAGAUGUGGGGCACAUUAGUUAAAGACGUGAGAUUUAAGUGAGAAUACUAGCGAGAACUGCCGUUUAAGUAGACGGAAAAGGUUUUAAUUGUAAUUCGUAAUAAAAAUAGGUUAGCAAUAAAAUAUCGCCAUAGGAACGAAUACAUUGCGAUAAAAAUAAUAAUGGUUGUGUUUUCAUUUUAUAUGUAGUUUUGACAGUAUGAAGGUCAUUUUGAUUAACGUCAAGCUAUUCGUUGUCUUUCUCCAGUAGUUUUAUAGGGACAAGGACAAGACAUAGUCUGAUAGUGACACGAAUGACCAAUAAUAUAGAGACACUUAGUUACCUGAAAGUUUUGAUAUGUAUAAGGUACUAAUCCACAGAUGAAAUAGAUGGAACUGUCCAAGCGAAUAAGCUCAUUGUAGACGAAUGACUUAAUUUUUUAACUGGAAUACAAAAUAUUAGUUUUUGGUAUAAAAACUAAUCGAUCUAUUCCAAAUUAUAAUGCGGAAUUUUAUAGAAUCUAAUGAAUUUUUAAAAUCAUAUUUGUACUAUAAAGUAUAAAACAAAAUAUACAUAUAAUAACAAACAAAUGGUUUCAUAGUCGUAUGCUUCCACCAAAAUUUAAACAGAGGAGCGGCCUACAAAUCUCGCUAUAACUCUAGCCGUAGCUAUAAGAAUGUUCUUUUAUUCUAUCAAUGAAUAUGUUAAGAUUCUUAAACAAUGUUCUUGUUUUAUUAUUUACAUAUUUAAUGAAUGUUUUUGGUUGUUUUAAUUUACUCAAUUACUAUAAGAGAGUAAGACUAAAUUUACAAAAUGACGAGUUUGGACAAACAAAGAUUUCGAAAAUAGAAAUCAACCAAAAUGUUUGAUGAAAUGUGUAAAUAAUAAAAACAUUUAAUUUUAAACGAAUAUCAACAGAUUAAUUGAUAUUAUGAAAAAUAAUAAAGCGGUUUUAUAGCUAUACCUAUAAUCAAAGAUAGGCGGUCGCUUUGCUGGACAAAAUGUGUAUGUAUCGGCUUUCUAUGAAUUAUUUUAAAAAUUCCCAUUGAUUCUUUGUCUGAUAAAGUUAUUCCCUAAUUAAUUAUUGCUAAACAGAUAGAAAUGAACGGAGAUGCAUUAUACUUAAAUCAAGUUGAUCGUUUGUCUAAACCUUAAAUAUUUCAGUGUGGUUUGCUUACGGAUGAAUUAGUUA